UAAGGAGAUUGGCCAACAGGUAUCUCCCCAGCCUGGCCCCAGAGUCCCUCACCUGGGUGGCCUGGGUCCCUGGCCUCAUCUCAUUGGCUCUUUCUCUCCUGGGUAUCUUGGGGACUGGAGUGAAGGAAUAAAGGCAUAACUCAGGUCAGGGAACUGCUUCAGCUACUGACGUCCUUGACUUACUCCUACCUGGGAUGGAGACCCCUUUGGAGAAGGCCCUGACCACCAUGGUCACCACUUUCCACAAGUAUUCAGGGCGAGAGGGCAGCAAGCUGACGCUGAGCCGGAAGGAACUCAAGGAACUGAUCAAGAAUGAGCUGUGUCUCACUGAGAAGAUGAAGGAGAGUAACAUUGAUGACCUGAUGAAGAGCUUGGACAAAAACAGUGACCAGGAGAUCGACUUCAAGGAAUACUCAGUUUUCCUGACUACACUGUGCAUGGCCUAUAACGAUUUCUUCCUGGAGGACAACAAGUGAUCUCUGACCGGUCCUGGCUGCCCACCAGCCUCCUGUCCCCCUCCUCUGCAGGUCCCCUUUGCCCCCGAACCUCCUCCUCCUCCCAGCUUGGAAAUAAAGAUUAUUCCUUCCAGAAGUGUGAA
Messenger RNA from Erinaceus europaeus (western European hedgehog), 598 nucleotides. It is a transcript of the gene S100A5, whose product is annotated as S100 calcium binding protein A5. Bases 195 to 476 code for a protein of 93 amino acids. The transcript is spliced from 3 exons. Gene Ontology annotation, cellular component: cytoplasm; nucleus. The record is from RefSeq and is a predicted model, not a curated record. Gene Ontology annotation, molecular function: transition metal ion binding; calcium ion binding. Lineage: Eukaryota; Metazoa; Chordata; Mammalia; Eulipotyphla; Erinaceidae.